Molecule: messenger RNA, 1575 nt
Organism: Dromiciops gliroides (monito del monte)
Lineage: Eukaryota; Metazoa; Chordata; Mammalia; Microbiotheria; Microbiotheriidae
Product: carcinoembryonic antigen-related cell adhesion molecule 3-like
Exons: 7
Coding region: 242-1000 (252 amino acids)
Source: RefSeq, a predicted model, not a curated record
GAUCAUGGGAGAUAAUAGAGCUCCAGCCCUGAAGACAGGGACCUCAGUGCUCUAGGGAAGGAGGAGACAAAAGAGACACAGCUCUAGGCUGCAGGCAGGGACAGCCUUGUUCUGGAGCCCAGCAGGGACACCUCCAGAGGCUGCUCUAGGACUCUAGACAGGGAAGAAACAUCUCAGGAGGGGAAGGCAGAGAUUCCUGGCAAGGACAGAGGUGGUCACACACAGUGGGGAGCACAGACUGAUGGACAGCCCCUGGAAUAGGCUCCUGAUCACAGCCUCCAUCCUCAGCUGCUGGAUCCAGGCCUCGUCUGCUCAAGGUGAUCCUGUCACUGUUGUGCCAAGUCCUCCCUAUGGGACAGUGGGUGGCAGUGUCACCUUGGACAUCCAGGGCUUCUCAGGGCAGGUUUUCAGCUAUAGUUGGUACAGAAAGUCAUUAGACAGUUCCAAACUCAUCGCUAUCUACACCGUCUCCUCUGGAGUGCAGACACCAGCAGACAUCCGGGAGAAGAUCUUCUCCAAUGGCUCCCUGCUCAUCCCGGACCUCACUCUCACUGACUCUGCUGUCUACAUGGCAAAAAUUGUUGGUUCUGGAGUCCUGGUAGCUGCAAUAGCACAAGGACAAUUGACAGUGUAUGACACAUCUCCAGGAAAAGGUAAUGGCUCCUCACUCUCUGGAGGAGCCAUUGCUGGCAUUGUGAUUGGAGUCCUGGCUGGACAGGCUCUCAUCCAGACCCUUCUCUAUUCCCUGCUCUUCAGGAAGACUGGAAGGGCCAGCAAACACCACCUUUCAGAGAAGAACCAUUCAGCACACAAACGUGGUGAGGAUGCCACCAUGUAUGAAAAUAGUGUUUGCCCCAAAGGCUCAGCUCUGCCUGCCCAGGGCCUGGGCUCCUCCCCUGCCUUUCCUGAAGUCCCAUCUGAGAGCCCUUAUCAGGCACUGAAUAUCAUCACAGCAGAUGUUUAUGACAAGAUUGAGCCCUUGAAGAACCCUCAAGCCUAAGGAAGAGAAGAAAGUCCCUAGGGAUGUUGGGACAGCCUUUCUAUUCCCCUUUGUAAAGGAGGUUUAAGAGGCAUCUCUCAGGGGAGAAAGUUGAGGCAUCUGGAUCAAUGUAAAAAUACAGCUGGGGGAGAAAUAAAAAGGCUGGAUUUGGGAAGAGGGAAUACUUCCAGGGCCUCAGGGACACCCAGAUCUCUCAGAGAAAAUUAAGAGGAAUGAAAAAAGUCAGAGCUCAGUGUGCCUGAGCUGCUUAGAAACCAAGGCACCCUAUGGAAUGUUUAGGUACAUAAUCUGUUUCUCCCCAAGUGCUUCAAUGUGUUGAAUCUUCCAUAUUUUUCUGUCUUUCUUAUCCAUGUUUGAGGGCCAAAAUUUGAUAUAUAGAACAUUCAUUGGGUGACUCGCCUAAAUAUUGGGGUCCUGGAAAUAUGAGGCAACUUUAAGUUCACCCUCCCCUAGAUAUUUCUCCCAGGCCAAUAAGAAAGGAGCCUUACAGCUAUAAUUCACAGAAGGAUCAGAUUUUAUUACUUGGGAAUUAAUUAAACAACCAAGGUGAAACUAAUAAAAACCAAAGUCAAGGA